This is a messenger RNA of Geodia barretti, 297 nucleotides long. Lineage: Eukaryota; Metazoa; Porifera; Demospongiae; Tetractinellida; Geodiidae. The record is from the annotation of a GenBank genome assembly.
AUGGCUUCAAUUGCAGAUCCCGUAACGGUAGCGGAGGAUCCAGUACCGCCGCUGGACCUGUCAACAGCUAUUGAUAGGCUCCCAGUCACAAAGCGAGAGAAAGGAGAAAUAAAGAAGUGGAUUACAGAUAGCAGGAGGAAACGAAUCGAGAUCCUGAUAACAGGGAGGACGGGAGUGGGAAAGUCGACGCUAGUCAACUCCCUCGUCGGCAGGCCCGUCGCGGAAGCUGGGAACAUGCGCGCUGUAACGAAGGUCGUAACGGACUACCAGUUACGACAGAGGAAGGAGUUGAGGUAG